UUCCAUGUUGUUCUUGCUUCAAACUUCAGUAAACCUAAGUGCACCCAAGGAAUUACCAGACCAGCUUCAAAGGCUUAUACUAGUCCCCAAAUCCCACAUUUUGUCUUAUUCCACCAAAUCCUCUAAGGAUUUUCAACAUGUCCCAGUUUCAGCCACAACAAUUGCAACCACAGCAACUGCAACAGCCACAGCAGCAGCAGCCGGUUCUUGUGUAUCCAAACAAUGUGAACAAGCCACAGCCUUCCCACCACUCCAACGGAUCAUUUGGUUCAGUUUUCAUUGUGCUGGCUGUGAUUGUGGUCAUCUCAGGCAUUGCUUGCUUCCUGGGAAGACUAUGCAACCGCGACCGCUCCCACAAAUCCAAACCACAUAAGCAGUCCAAGCACAAGGGCAACAACAAGUCUCAUCCCAAAGAAGGUCACCAUGGUGAUCAUGCUGAGCCUGGGAACCAACAUUUCCGGCCUAAAGAAGGAUCUGACAUCGAAUUCGGGUUCGACAAGAAAAUCCCAAGUGGCAAGCCUAGUGGCCCAAACUACACCAGCAGAGAGAGCAGAGCAGGAUCAGGAGUCAUCAAUCACAACAAACCAUUUGUAAAUGUCCAUCACCAUGACAUGAAAUUUGGUGAAAUGAAACCUGGUAGUGGUGGUGGUGGUGGCCAUCCUCAUAUUGUGAUUGGUGAGCGAGCUAGAGGAUGAAUGGUGUUGUGGUAUUACGGCAACAUGAUCAGUAACCUGUAGCUUAAGUAUUGUCAUAUCUAAUUAUCUAUCAAAAUCCUCUUUUGAACUUUCAUUGUUCUUCUGAGUACUUUUUUACCUUAUCAUAUUUGUCACUGCAACUUCAAACUAUAUUGUGGCAAGCACUACUUUUAUAAUUGUACCACUGUAUAUAUGAUCUUCAUUUUCACUUAC
This is a messenger RNA of Argentina anserina (silverweed cinquefoil), 908 nucleotides long. RefSeq lists its product as uncharacterized. Lineage: Eukaryota; Viridiplantae; Streptophyta; Magnoliopsida; Rosales; Rosaceae. Bases 138 to 695 code for a protein of 185 amino acids. The transcript has a single exon. The record is from RefSeq and is a predicted model, not a curated record.